Megalopta genalis is the source of this 1519-nucleotide messenger RNA. It is a transcript of the gene Gmer, whose product is annotated as GDP-L-fucose synthase-like protein. Gene Ontology annotation, molecular function: GDP-L-fucose synthase activity. Gene Ontology annotation, biological process: nucleotide-sugar biosynthetic process. The record is from RefSeq and is a predicted model, not a curated record. NCBI's taxonomy places the organism in Eukaryota, Metazoa, Arthropoda, Insecta, Hymenoptera, Halictidae.
UUAUUGGAAGGUAUCCAUCUGGUGGCGAGCGCAGAAAGCAGCAACUCCACACCUGCCCCUAACGAAUGGCUACCCCACAUUCAAGAUACCUGUCUUAUGUAUCGUCGUUUAGAUCCGUAAUUUCUUAUCAAUUUCCGGGUUCUGUCAGUGGCAAAUUAUAUAUAUAUAUAUAUUUGGUUAAUGAAUUGCUAUUUGCUUUCUAUUUCAUUUCUUACAUAUUUUAUGAAAGAUGACUGAAAAAGGAAAAAUUAUACUCGUAACUGGUGGAACAGGGCUAGUUGGUAAAGGUAUUCAAAAUAUUAUUGGAACUGAUAAAAAAGAAAAUGAAAAGUGGAUAUUUACAAGCUCCAAAGAUGCGGACUUAUGUGACAAGAAAAGCACAGAGAAAUUAUUUGAAAAACACAAACCUACUCAUGUUAUUCACUUGGCUGCCAUGGUCGGUGGCUUGUUUCACAAUAUGACACAUAAUCUGGACUUCCUGAGGAAUAAUAUUCGCAUGAACGAUAAUGUAUUACAAACGGCUCAUGAGAAUGGAGUUGUUAAAGUUGUCUCGUGUUUGUCGACUUGUAUAUUUCCUGACAAGACUACAUAUCCUAUCGACGAAACCAUGGUUCACAAUGGCCCACCGCAUCCAUCAAAUUAUGGUUACAGUCAUGCCAAGAGACUCAUAGAUGUAUUGAAUAGAGGCUAUUAUGAACAGCAUGGUAGACUUUAUACCAGUAUUAUUCCCUGCAAUGUAUUCGGACCAAAUGAUAAUUACAAUCCGAGUGCUAGUCAUGUUAUACCAGGAUUGAUGAGAAGACUUUACGAUUUAAUUAAAACUGGAAAUACCGAAAACAAGAUAUUUACUGUAUUAGGUUCUGGAAAACCCUUGAGACAAUUUAUUUAUAGCUUAGACUUAGCCAAAUUGAUAAUAUGGGUAUUAAGAGAAUAUGAAUCUGUGGAGCCAAUAAUAUUAUCAGUGGACGAGUCCCAAGAAGUCACAAUAGCGCACGUGGCCGAAGCAAUCGCACAAGCAUUCAAUUUCAAAGGAAAAAUAGAAUAUAAUUUAUCCGCAGCCGAUGGACAAUAUAAGAAGACCGCGAGCAACGCGAAAUUGCGGAAAUAUUUACCAGACUUUGAGUUCACGCCAUUCGACCAAGCCAUUAAAGAAAGCGUCGAUUGGUACAUAGCUAAUUACGACCAAGCCAGGAAUUAAUAAACGCUGCCUAAUUAUAUAUUCCAGUCUUAGCACAUUUACAACGUAUAUAUAUAUACCACUAAGGGUAUUUUAAUGACGUUAAAUUUUAGUGUAAGAUAUUGCGUGUAGGGGUACUUACUCGAUUGUAUGAUCAUCUGUUGGGAGAUUGGGACUGAGUUAUAAUAAUAUCCCUUCGUUCGUGAUAUUGUACGCUACACAAUUCCAGAAUAAACUCGUAAUUAAGCAUCACCGCUAGAAAUAUUGUAUAUUUUUGGAGUUAAUAUUCUGUAGAUAUCGUGUAUUUACAUGUAAAAUAAAGACUCGUUAUUUUCGAAUAAA